Messenger RNA from Lingula anatina, 2410 nucleotides. RefSeq names its product ADP-ribosylhydrolase ARH1. NCBI's taxonomy places the organism in Eukaryota, Metazoa, Brachiopoda, Lingulata, Lingulida, Lingulidae. Gene Ontology annotation, biological process: protein de-ADP-ribosylation. The record is from RefSeq and is a predicted model, not a curated record. Gene Ontology annotation, molecular function: magnesium ion binding; ADP-ribosylarginine-[protein] hydrolase activity.
UUCCGUUUUCCCAAGAACACACAGUGUACCGGUACGUGGGGAUGAUCGAGAGGCAUUCACAAAAACUGUGUAAACUUAGAUAUCACUUGUGAGUUAUUGAAAGGCCAUUUUACUGAAGAAGAUUGUAUUAUUUCUGUGAGGCAAAAAUGUCAGAUCCUCUUCUAGACAGAUACAAGGCAUCAAUGGUAUUGAGUGGUGUCGGAGAUGCCAUGGGAUAUAAAAACGGAAAAUUUGAAUUCAACUUUGUAGGUGAAGAUAUCCACAAGGAAGUGAAGAAGCUAGGAGGGAUCAGUAAACUUAAAAUAAAAUUGCCUGACUGGAGAGUUAGUGAUGACACAGUUUUACACCUUGCCACUGCUGAAUCUCUUGCAAGAAAGAGUAAAAAUGGCGACAAAGAGGCUUUGUAUCUGGAUAUUGCUAAGAGUUACAAGGAAGGAAUGCAUGAUAUGAGUGGCAGAGCGGCAGUUUCAGGUCCCACAACAAUGCAGGCGUGUUCACAACUACGCCCAGAGAGACCUAAGGGAUAUCAAGUGCCUUUCAACACAAGGGGAGGAGGCUGUGGAGCUGCUAUGAGGUCAAUGUGCAUUGGACUUAGAUACCCAAGACCCGAGGAUCUGGAUGACCUGAUUGCGGUGAGUGUAGAAAGUGGCCGAAUGACACACAACCAUCCUACAGGAUACCUGGGCUCUCUGGCAUCUGCUCUCUUUACAGCUUAUAGCAUUCAAGGUAAACCAGUGAAUUCUUGGGGCGCUGGAUUGAUGUCAGUACUUCCAAAGGCCUUGAAGUAUGUGGAAUCACAAGAAAUAGAUGUGGCAGAAAACCAAGAACAUUGGGGUUAUUUUACAAGAAAGUGGGAAGACUACCUUAGAGUGAGAGGAGUUACAGAUGGCACAGCAGAUCCCACUUUUCCUGAAGUAUAUGGGGUUAAGGAGAGGGAUGAAUUCUAUAAAUCUUGGAGUUUUGCUGGCUGGGGAGGAGCUAGUGGACAUGAUGCACCACUGAUUUCGUAUGAUGCUCUACUUGGUUCAGGCAAUUCCUGGGAGAAAUUGUGUGAGAGGGCCAUGCUUCAUGGUGGUGACAAUGACAGCACAGGGGUGAUAGCAGGUGCUUGCUAUGGUGCUAUGUAUGGUUUUCAGGGGGUACCAGAAAACCACUACAAAAAACUAGAAUACAGAGAUAGACUGGAGAAGGUAGCUGAACAGCUGUAUCAACUGGCUAAUAACUGACUCAUUUUCCAAAACAAUGAAGAAUAGAUAAAGGGGGUUGUAAUUUUAUUAAUCCAGGGUAAAUGAUUAUUAUGCAGUGAACACUAAAUUUGUAAGUGUUGUGAUCAGAGACAACCAGAUCAGACACAUUGGAUAAUAUAUUAAUCAGAUUUUUUAAAACAAAUUUCCAAUUUUUAGCCAAACCAUUUAUAAAUUGGUAAUGAUAAUGAAAUAUUUGUCAUUUCUUAUGCCAAAGUAAUUUGGUCAAAAUAGACUGCGGUCAGUUAGAAAAGAAAAUUGGAGAAGAGGGUUAACUAACAGAAUGAAAUUUUAAUUUAUUAAAAUAAACAAGACAUAAAUUGUAGAACCAAUUUAAUUUCAUUAUUAGAUGCAACAUACCUGAUCAUGAUUUUCAAAUAAUUAGUAGAGGUAACUACAAAUACUGUUCAAAUCGAGUAGUAGACAGCUGAUGUUCUGGGUACUGUGAUAUUUUUAACUACACAAUUAGUAUUGCACUGUGGAUAGAUAAUGUGUAUUUUAUUGAACAAGUUUACAAGGUACUAUCUUUGAACACGAAUGUUAAUAUUUCUCUUUUGAGAAUAUCAGUAAUGUCCACACAAGAAGAAUAUCACUUCACAAAGUAAUUUGUAACACAGCAACUAUGACACCUGAACAAUUGUUAGCCCAGAAUUGUUCAUUUGACCAAAUUUAUUUCUCUGUCCACUAUAAUCUGUGAUAAAUAAAUAUUUAUAUUUGUUUUUACAAUGGUAUUUUACACAUUUUUAAUGACCAACUUCCAGAUCAUGUUUUAGUUGAGAUAAAGGUGUAAUUUAAUCUUUCCUCGUUUUGCUGAAAUUUUUGUAAUUAGUCAUGCAAUAUACAUGACAGGGCUCUGUCAGAUUGUAUUUUGAUAGGUUAUAUUUACAGUAAAUAAAGUAAAAUGCUCUUUUUAUGAUUAGUGUGGAAUUCAGAUACCACUGGAGUUCAUUCUCUGUAGAUGAUUUAGAAAGGAUUAAUCCAAUCUGAGACAGAGUGCUACAGUGAAAUUAUAAGUGAAAUAAAUGUGUACUAAACAGAAGAACAGACUUUUAUGUUUUGUUUUGUUUUUUUUCAUUAAAAUAGCACAAAUUUUGUCCUCAUCCAACAGUUUCACAGUGAUCAGAUAUUGUUAGAAAAAAGAAGCUUGUUAUGGUUGUGGAGAACUG